CUGUAUGUUUAUGUUUGUCCAGUCGAGCAUUCACUGGCUUGUAAUAAAAUUAGUUCGCGUAGCUUCGAGCAAUAGUUUUGUAUUUUGCAUCGAGAAGACACCAUGCCGCCGAAAAACAACAGAAGGAGAAGGACGAGAAAAAGAUGCCACCGAAAGCAGGUAACCAGCACGAUGCCACCUUCCGACAAUCUGGAAAUUGAAUCUUUAAUGAGAAGUUUUGAAGGUGCUCUGGAUUUGCAAACGGACCUAGACUGCUUCACGGUGGAUAAGGGCCGUGUAAACGACGAAUUUUAUAUCUUAGGGGAAGGUUCAUUUGGGCUUGUGACACUAGGAACCUUAAGAAAACCAGACGGAUGUGUAGCAAAAGUGGCACUGAAAGGCGCUAAUAAUUCCAAAUUCGUCAAAAUGAUGAAAGAGGAGGCGAAGGUCAUGACAAACUUUGACCACGAUAACGUAGUGAAAUUUUUUGGAGUCCAGGAAACGCCUUUUAAGAUUAUAAUGGAGUACAUGCAGCACGGUGAUCUACUUGACGCUUUAAGGAAAAACGUUUUUCCCAAUAUAACAGAUUUAAUAGACGUGCUGAUUCAAGUCACUUCGGGAAUGGAAUAUAUCUCGUAUAUGAAAUACAUACACAGAGAUCUGGCCUGCAGAAACGUAUUUGUCAACUCAAAGAAGCAGUGCAAGAUAGGGGAUUUCGGACUGUGCAAAUACGUUGGCGAUACUGGAGGAAUCUAUAACAUGAAUGGAAAACAAUUUUUCAACCAGUAUUGUGCUCCCGAGGUGAUGGAUACCAAAAAAUUCACAACCAAGUGCGACGUUUGGUCCAUGGGUCUGUUGAUAUGGGAACUAUACAUCUCGGUUUCAAAUGAAGUACCAGGAUUUUACAAGCAAAUUAUACUGGAUUUUUUCACACUGACCGGCAAACUUGCACAGCCCAAACUGUGUCCCCCAGACUUAUAUAACUACGCGAAAGAUGUGCUUCUGAAUGGGGAUCCCAACAAGAGGCCAGUUUUUUCUGAAAUAAAGACAUAUUUGUGCGACAUGAAUCGUAAUCUGCCUCCUUGUCAACUAUUUUAGAAAUAGUGUGCCUGGUAUUUACGUAUGAUACAAAGCAAACAUAA
Molecule: messenger RNA, 1121 nt
Organism: Anoplophora glabripennis (Asian longhorned beetle)
Lineage: Eukaryota; Metazoa; Arthropoda; Insecta; Coleoptera; Cerambycidae
Product: ephrin type-A receptor 4a-like
Exons: 7
Coding region: 103-1077 (324 amino acids)
Biological process (GO): cell surface receptor protein tyrosine kinase signaling pathway; multicellular organism development; protein phosphorylation
Cellular component (GO): signaling receptor complex
Molecular function (GO): ATP binding; transmembrane receptor protein tyrosine kinase activity
Source: RefSeq, a predicted model, not a curated record